Molecule: messenger RNA, 3741 nt
Organism: Drosophila ficusphila
Lineage: Eukaryota; Metazoa; Arthropoda; Insecta; Diptera; Drosophilidae
Exons: 7
Coding region: 1-3741 (1246 amino acids)
Source: RefSeq, a predicted model, not a curated record
AUGAGGCUGUUCGCAGUGAUUUACUGUCUAGGCUGGGCCUUGAGCCUGGCGAAUGCCAAGAAUGCGGAAUCGGGCAGGUUGUUAGCCUCACUUCAAGCAGCUCCGGCUCCAGCGCCACCACAAAGUGUAGUCUACAAGCUGCCACCACAGCACUAUUACCCACCUCCUCCGCCGCCUCCUCCUCCACCGCAGCACUGCAAUUGUCCACCGGGACCACCAGGGCCACCGGGUCCUCCUGGAUUACCGGGAUUACCUGGAGAAAAGGGGCCCAAGGGACACAGCGGUUCGAAGGGAGAGCGAGGAGAGAAGGGAGAACGUGGACAUCACGGAUUACCAGGACCACCGGGAAUGCCGGGACCCAUUGGACCACCAGGAAUACCCGGUCCACCCGGUCACAAAUGGAGAGAUGACCAUCAUCACGAUCAUGAUCACGACCACGGUCACGGUCACCACGAUAAGGGUCACCACGAACAUCAUCAUCACCACCAUCCGGCUCCUCCUCCACCUCCACCACCUCCUCCACCACCACCGCCGCCGCCACCGCCACCUCCACCACCACCGCCACCACAUCAUCACCACCACCAUCCACAUCCACCACCAAUCCUGCCGCCUCCCAUUAUAGUUCCUGUUCCCAUACCACCACCACAGAAGGGUGGAGGCCACCACCAUCACCACAAGGGAUCCAAGGGAGCACCAGGACCGCCGGGACCACCAGGAAUGGGAGUACCCGGCCCACCAGGACCACCAGGAAAUGUGUAUCCUCCUCCGCCUCCACCUCCACCACCUCCUCCACCACCGCCUCCAGCAUACCCACCGUACCCUUACCCACCACCCGGACCCUAUCCAGGACCAGGACCUCAAAUCCCCUGGAUUCCCGUGCCAGUGCCAGUUCCUUGGCCCUCAAAGGGUCACAAGGGCGGUCACAAGGGAGACAAGGGCGGCCAUCACCAUCACUAUUACCCUCCGGGUCACAACAAGGGCGGUCCAUAUCCUUAUCCACCAAACGACGGACAUGGAGGACACCAUCCACCAGGGCCUUAUCCACCAGGACCUUAUCCGCCACCUUAUCCGCCACCAUAUCCACCAAAUGGCGGUGACCACGGACAUCAUCAUCACCCUCAUCAUCCAUCCCACAAUCAUGGAGGGCACCAUCCGCAUCAUCCAUCGCAUCAUCAUGGAGGAGGCAAUGAUGGACACAACCACCACCAUCCCCCGCAUCAUCACGGUGGUGGAAACGAUGGUCACAACCAUCACCACCAUCCCUCCCACAACCAUGGAGGAGGUAACGAUGGGCACAAUCACCAUCAUCCCCCUCACAAUCAUGGAGGAGGAAACGAUGGGCACAACCAUCAUCCCUCGCACAAUAACGGAGGACAUGGUCAGCAUAGCCAUCAUCCUUCACCUCCUUCUGACAAUAAUCAUCACCAUGAACCAAAACCCAAUGAGCCAGGGGGAAGUGGAAGUCAAACGCCACGAGAUGAUCUGGACUUCCUGGAUGAAGAUGUUGAGAUCGUGGAAAACAUAAUCGAUGAGAAUGACCAAAUGGAUCCAGAGGAGGAAGUGCCUUACGAGCCUGCUGAUUUAGAAACGGAACCCGAGGACCCAGAAUAUAAUGGCUACAUUGAUAACACAGUGGAAAAUGUGCCUUCCGGUGAAUCCGUUGAAGAACCAAAUGAGGAGGAUCAAAAUUUAGAAACGGAAAACUAUGUCCAAGAAGUCGAAGGGGAAGAAGUAGUAGAAGAGGUACCCACGAUGGAGGAUCAGAUGGAAAGUAUGGAUGAAAACCUGGAUGAAAACUUGGAGGAUACUAUGAUGAUGGAGGAGGGUGAUGCAAUCGAGCAGCGAAACAGCAAAGGUCCCAUUAUCCUGGCCAUUGGCACUCCUAGAAAUCCGUUUCACAUUUAUGCCUAUGAACAGUAUGGCCUCAACAUGAGGCUGCUGGCAAUUCUGCUGUUAUCAGCCAUCUCAACAUUAUGCGAGGGAUUGUGGAGUUUCACACCGGUUCAACCGGCUAAAACAGAGUCCCGCCCAAAAAUAAAGAAGUCACAUCAUAGGAACUAUGACCUCUACUACUACAGCCCAGAAACGAUAAGUUCGUUAUAUUAUGGAUCUCAGCAAAACUGUCAUUGUCGACCAGGACCGCCGGGUCCUCCAGGUCCACCUGGAUUACCUGGUCGUUCGGGCGAGGAAGGACCACCCGGUGAAAAAGGAGAUCGCGGUGAUCGUGGGGAAGCUGGCGAACGUGGAAAAAGGGGCAGACCGGGACAUCCCGGUUUUCCGGGACCCAUUGGACCACCAGGGCAGCCUGGAUCUCCAGGAAAAUCCGCCAAGCAUCAAACCACAAAUGAAAGCAAUGAAAAGCAACCAACAAAACCUGACAACAGAAAGGCAAUUAAAAAACCAAACAAACCCAAGGCAACGCAGCCUUUGCGGGUAAAUUCCAUUAAAUUGAAGGGUCUUAACGUUAGAUCACAACUGACCCAAAACACAAAUCAAAAUCGCAAAAGACCGACUGCUUCUCCACUUUCCAAUCGCAAAAGAAUUAAUCAGAGCAGCAAGAUAAACACAUCAAAUAAGAACCGAAAAACAGUGUCCAAUUCCCAAAGUCAUAAAACAAGCCCACAAAUCGGCAAACGAAAGGUAAUUAAAAACACCAGUACAACCAAUAAAACUAAUUUGAGUAAUUCAAAACGUCGGCCUUCAGCUUCUAAAAAUAAUGGAACAAAUCUUGUCAUGAAGCCGAAUUCACUAAAAGCAAAUUCUACCAUAAAUUUGAAUACCAACCAAGUCGCAUCGCACCAAAAGAAAAACGAAACCAAUAAGGUUGUGAAAAUUAGUCAAAUUAAUUACGCAAUAAAUCAAGAAGUACAGCAUGAUGGUAAUAAAAUGGCAAUCAAAGAACCCGUUCAUGAUGAAAAAGUAUCCGAAGGUAAUUCAAUAAAGAAUGAGGUGUCCAACUUGGAAGCUGGAGUAAUACAACCUAAUUCGGAGACACUUAAUUCUACAGAGCCGGCACCUUUCUCUAAAAACGAAUUAACGCCUAAGAUAAGUCAAGUUGAACACAUAGAACGACAUGAUCCUAACCAAUUAACCACACAUAGUGAAGAUAUAUCUCCUGAUAUUAAUACAACAACUAUUCAAAAUGAAACCUCCGAAAUUGUUAACAAACAAGAAGAAGAAACGCCUAAAGAAUCUACAGAGUUGAGUAAUAACAAACUUAAUGAAAAUAUUGUUUUUGAUAUCGAAACCACAACUAUUCAACCCAUUGAGAUAAGGACAACUGAAGCAGAGGUUACGACUGAAAAAGGUACAGAUGAGUUAAAUACAAUCUCCACAGAAAUUCCAGAAGUAGCUACCACAACUAAUUUAUCCACGAAUGAGGAGUAUUUAGAUAGCUCCACUACCCUAGAACCUUUAUUAAGCACCGAUAAUCCUGCAAGCACUUCAACAGAAGUAACUGAACCAGAUGAAUACACAACACUUUUCCCGGAUGCGCAAACAACAAACAAAAAUGAAUUGGAAAAUCUGGAAAAAGAACCAGGCACUUCAACCGAUGAAUCAGUAACUAUCAAUACAGAACCGGAUGACCCACCAACCACAAUGGGAAACGUAAUCGCUGAUGAAGAUCGAAUAAUAUCUUCCACUCCUAAAGAAUCGGAAUUCGGUAUCCCUGUAUCAAUACAAAUUGAAACUACGCCUGAGGCAAUAGACACCACACAAGCAAAUUUCCAUGAUAUGUGA